Messenger RNA from Naumovozyma dairenensis CBS 421, 438 nucleotides. It is a transcript of the gene ELF1, whose product is annotated as Elf1p. Lineage: Eukaryota; Fungi; Ascomycota; Saccharomycetes; Saccharomycetales; Saccharomycetaceae. Gene Ontology annotation, cellular component: transcription elongation factor complex. Gene Ontology annotation, biological process: transcription elongation by RNA polymerase II. The coding region runs from base 1 to 438 and encodes 145 amino acids. The record is from RefSeq and is a predicted model, not a curated record. Gene Ontology annotation, molecular function: RNA polymerase II complex binding. The transcript has a single exon.
AUGGGUAAAAGAAAGAAAUCAUCUAGAGGACCAGUUAAGAAGAUUGUUCAAAAAUUGAAUACGAAAUUUAAUUGUUUAUUUUGUAAUCAUGACAAUUCAGUAUCAUGCACAUUAGAUAAGAGAAAUAGUAUAGGUUCAUUACAAUGUAAGAUAUGUGGCCAAAGUUUCCAAACUCGUAUAAAUGGCUUAUCACAGCCUGUUGACGUGUAUAGUGAUUGGUUUGACGCUGUAGAGGAAGUUAACGAGGGGAAAGGAAGUGAAUCUGAAGAUGAAGGAUCGAGUAGUGAUUAUGAAAGUGAGAGUGAUGAGGGAGCUAUUGGCACAACAAACGGUGGUGUUGCUGCAGAUUCUGAUGAAGAAGAAAUAGAUUCCGAUGAAGAGAGGAUAGGAAAUGUGAAACGUGGUAGAGGUGCUGUGGUAGAUAGUGAUGAUGAGUAA